Phytophthora infestans T30-4 is the source of this 750-nucleotide messenger RNA. RefSeq lists its product as uncharacterized. Gene Ontology annotation, biological process: regulation of DNA-templated transcription. Gene Ontology annotation, cellular component: chromatin; nucleus. The transcript is spliced from 4 exons. The coding region runs from base 1 to 750 and encodes 249 amino acids. Gene Ontology annotation, molecular function: histone H3K36 methyltransferase activity; protein binding. Lineage: Eukaryota; Oomycota; Peronosporomycetes; Peronosporales; Peronosporaceae. The record is from RefSeq and is a predicted model, not a curated record.
AUGAAGCAAACAACGCUGUACCAGUUCUUCACUCCCGUUGACAGACAAUACACCUCGCAGCAAACAACAUGGUCAAGCGGGCAGCGGCGCGCGUACACGUAUGUAUCCGAAAACACAGGUGAUCUGCAGUACAGCGAGUGGACUGCGAAAAGGUGCCUCGGGGCGUUUGCGGAAGAGCCGAUCACCAGAGGGGUAGUCGUGAGAGAGUACGUUGGCGAGAUAAUCGACGACAACGAAAGGCAGAUUCGCGAGCUGCAUGUGCCGUCCGAAUACACGAUGGCGUAUGGUUCCGGUUCGUACAUCGACGCAACGCGUUUCGGAAACGAAUCACGGUUUUUUAACCACAGCUGCGAUCCGAACUACGCCUCCGAGGAAUGGUCGGUAAACGGCGUGUACCGAAUCGGGGUCGUGGCAAGAAGUGACAUCAAAGCUGGCGACGAACUCACCAUUGACUACGGAUCCGGCUUUCGCCUUAGCAAGUUACAAGUGUUACAGCUGCUGCAAGAAACUAUAAGAGAACAUGUCAAAUCGCAAUUCAAAGUGCCCGCUCGAUGCGGCAUUGUCCGUGGCCUGCUCGAGUACCCACGCGACCAUCUCUGGAGAGCCGCUACUAGCAGCAGCGUCAAGAAAAUCUCCUGUCCAGGCACGGAGUACAUGCCGGUAAAGCCAUCGACAGACAACAACGUCACCUCCCCCGAUAACCAUUACCAAUGCGUCGUUAUCACACGCAUCGGGCCGAUGAGUAGAUAA